AAGGUUGUACCAUCACUCCUAUUCCGCACUGAAACUUCGAAUAUGCGCGCGAAAGCGCCGAUGGGCGAGGAUGGAGCGGACGCGGCGCCGCAAUUCAACCUCAAGGAGCAGCUUGUAUGGGCUGAGAAGGCUCCCAUGAACACGUUGCAGCAGUGUCUCAAUUCCCACGUCAUCGGAGCAUAUCUCGACAGUCGCGCGGCCAGGAAGCAAGCGUGAGUAUUAUGUAGAGCAUGUAGAGCGCUAUUCAGCUCGUUGGAGGCGCAAGGAGACCUAAUCUAUACUGGAUUAUGUGUAUUUUGUACCCAUCGGUGGUCUUGUCGAGUAGCGACGGAACAGCAGAUAAAGAAAACUGUUUGGAGACUAUUCAACGAGGACGAGACGCAUUGCUAAAGUUCCAGGCCUUACGGGCAAGAUCGAAGGCUUCGACGAAGCUCAAAGUAGUCCCGACUCCCAGGAUCGCUCUAGGGACAAUUCCAGUGAUCAACACAGCGCCAAUUCCAGCUCCUAUAGACACGUCGAGGCAAUAUGGUGAUAGUUCAGCAGGAAGAGGGAGAAAUGGAGCAGACUAUGCACCGUCAGCGGCAGGUUUCCAACCUGCACCAGCAGCGAGCGACGUUGUGGAUUUAACGGGGACGACUCCGUCGUCGCCAUCCCGGGCUAAUACAGGAUACCAGAACAACAGAACAACGAUAUCUGCACGAUCUGCAGUACAACAGACGUCGUUUACAGGGAUGGAUGAUGACACAGACAGUUUAUUUGACGACGUGGACGUGGAUGCUCUGGUUGCGAAUCAUCAGCGAGUACAGCAGCAAAAGCGUCGUGGUGCUCCGCAGGUUCCCUCAUUGUCGAAGGAGAGUUUUGUGUCUCCUCCGUCUACACAGACUAAUGGCUCCCAGGAGACUGCGAGUGCUAUGCUGGCAGAAGACCUGCGUCAGUCAAUUAAACAGACACGAGAGAAUCUCCGCAAAGUUCGCGAGGAAUGUGACGAUGCAUCGCUCGAGGGAGAAGUACCGGAGUUUAUGCAGAAACGUCGUUCAGAGCUGGAACAGGAGCUGGAGGAACUGAGCAGGCGAUACAGGGAGUGUAAAGGAACAACCAAGGCUUCUCCACAAAGUAGGAAUGUGUCUCCGGUACAGAUUCCGCCUCGAGCUGUGCAGACACCUCAAUCCUAUCAAUGUGGAGGCGAUUCCUCUAACAAGAACCCGAUGUGUUCUUGUGGAAUGACAACCGUGGAAGCCCGAGUACAGCACGGAGCAAACGCUAACCGACUUUAUUAUCGAUGCAACACAUGCGGAUUUCAUUCUUGGGUGGACGCAGCGUCAAGUUCUGGAGGCAACAGUGGAGUGCACCAGACUCGUCCACGCGCUAUUGAACAGCCUUGUGUAUCUAGUGAUCCAAGUGUGAAUUCCAAAAUGCAGCGCGCGAAGCGAGUGCUCCGGGAUGUUUUCGGCCAUAACUCGUUUCGACCCAAUCAGGAGCGCACAGUCAUGGAGGCUUUUAGUGGGCGUGAUGUGUUCGUGUUAAUGCCCACUGGAGGUGGAAAAAGUCUCUGCUUUCAGCUACCUGCAUGCAUUGAUGACGGUGUCACCAUCGUCAUUUCUCCGUUGGUCUCGCUGAUUCAAGACCAGGUUCAACAGCUUGAGGCACUGGAUGUGGGUGUUGCGAAUUUGAAAGGUGACCAAGACUACGCUACCGAACAACGGCCUAUUAUUUCGGAGCUCUUUUCCAAUCAAAUAAGGAUCAAGAUGCUGUACGUGACACCAGAGAAGAUUGCCUCAAGCGGCAUGCUCAACAAUCUGUUCGAGUCCCUCGAAAAACGCGGCUUGCUGGCUCGAUUUGUGAUCGACGAAGCUCACUGCAUUAGUCAGUGGGGCCACGAUUUCCGGAAAGACUAUCUGAAUCUGGGGACACUCCGAACAAAGUUCCCAUCUGUUCCGAUUAUGGCUCUAACUGCCACGGCAAAUUCACAAACCGAAGCAGAUAUCGUCAGGAAUCUGAAGUUGAAAAAUCCGUUCAUCACUCGCUCAAGUUUUAAUCGACCAAACUUGACGUACGAUGUACGCAAGAAAACUUCCAAAUUUAUGGCUGAAAUUGCAGAUUUCGUUCGAAAACACAUCGACGAUUCGGGAAUUAUCUACUGUUUGUCGAAAAAGGAUUGCGAGCAAACAGCAGAAAAACUGAUUAAGGCCUUGGGGUUUGAACACACGCGAAAAGCAAGCCAAAUUUCGUUUUACCACGCGGGGUUGGAAGCGGCAGACCGCGCUUAUCGUCACCACGAAUGGAGCAAAGGCAAAAUCAAGCUGAUUUGCGCCACCGUAGCCUUUGGAAUGGGAAUCAACAAGCCUGAUGUCCGCUACGUUAUCCAUCACACCAUACCCCAGUCUGUGACGCAUUACUACCAGGAAGCAGGUCGAGCUGGACGAGAUGGAGAAGUGGCGAACUGUAUUCUCUACUAUUCCUUCUUGGAUCUGACUCGACGACGCAAGCUGAUAACGAAGGAUCGCGAGAAUAUGCAGCAUCGCAAUGUGCAUCUGCAAAACCUUCGCCGCAUGACUGAAUUUUGCGAAAAUCAAGUUGAAUGCCGCCGAACAUCCCUUCUCGAGUAUUUUGGAGAGCACUUUUCGAGUGAACAAUGCCACGGAACGUGUGAUAACUGUAAGAACAAGGUGCUGGGUAUUUCGUUCGAGAAGUCUGACGUGACUGAAGACUGCGUAGCCCUCGCUGAGAUGAUAAAAGCCCUACAAGCGAAUGGUGAUCCGGCGACGCUGGUGCAAAUUGCCCAAAUAUUUCUUGGCAUGGUAGUCAAGGGCAAAGAAUGGAAGCAAGACCAGUUCUCACAACUCGGAGGAUUCGGUAGAGGCAAAGGACGCUACUCUCGCAGUGAAGUGGAGCGCAUUUUGUAUCACAUGAUUCUUCGGCAGUAUCUGCGCGAAGUGGACCAAAGCAAUGCGAAGGGUUUCACGACGACGUUCUUAUCGCUUGGAAUAAAUUCAAACAGACUCAUGCGUGGCGAGCGAGUUCGUAUCGUUUGCAAGACGAAAUACCAGUCGCGUGCAUCUGCCAGCGAUAGUGCACCAGAAGAGAGCACUAAAACCUCAAAGAAAAAGGCCCAAAAGAAAACUAUUGCAAGCAAAAAGACGAAGAAACCUAGUAAAACUAUUAAGAAGAAAAAGGCGAGCGCGAAGAACGUGGUUGAGGAACUGAGCGAUGGCUACGAUGACGAUGUCGUGGAGGUGGCCCCGCCUUCGGCGACUACAACGGAAUACCCGCUCAUCCCUGAGCGCAUUUCUUCAAGAAGAAUUCCUGAAGACCACGCCGAAACACUAGCCCAGAUAUUAAAGGAUUGGCGUGCCAGCGUGUGUGACAGCCAGAACGUCAUGCCUUACCACAUCCUUACGACCGGAGGUAUUGCCUCGAUUGCCAAUUCGGUUCCCGUAUCGAAUGCAGAGCUCCUGGAGAUUGACGGCGUCGGACGCAUUCGCGUGAAGAAGUAUGGUGCAGCGAUCAUUGACAUCGUCAAGACCUACCUCGAAAAGGUCCAGCACUCCAACCUUUUUCGUUCAACCGCUAUGCUUGCUGAAAUUUUCCCACUAACUGCUUUUUUUGCUUCAAUAGAACAACCUAACUCCAUCUCCUGUGCAAGCAUCCCGUUCCAGCAACGUGUUAGACAGCCUGGAAGUGUUGGAUUCCGGUGUCGAGGUAGUCCAAGCGCCUGCAGCGCCCAAGUCGUCCCCAUUUUUCCAAGACAAGACCAAACGCAAGACGUCACUGACGUCUUCGAAAACCGCUAGCCACGCCGUGAUUGAUGAUAAUUUUGACGACAUCGAUUGGGGCGAGUUGGAUGCAGACAUGUUGAACCAGACAAGCUCAAAAGCAGUAACCAAUGGUCGCAAGCGCUCGCUGGACUCAGACACGACGUGGACUGCGAAGAAGCGAAGCAACUGACCCUGUCAUCACUUACAUGAAAACAUAUUUAGUUGCAAAUGUUUUUCUAGGUCUGGUCACAGUAUCGUCGGAUUACAGAACAAUGUUGUCGAUCAGGCGGCACUGGCCGAGUUUGACAGCGACGGAAACGAUAGCCCCCUCCGCCGUAUCCACUGCGGACAUCUCCUGCAUCGUUUGCUUGGAUCCCACAGACACAUACUCGAUGGCAGUCACCAGCGGUUCCCGCUCGUAUUCCUCACGAACAGCAUCACGCAGUGACACUGCAUCGACUAUCGACUUACCAUCCUUCUUUGCCUUCUGAAACAGAUCCUGCGCAUGCACAAGCCCACGGUGUAGUACACUGGCCGCCUUGCGCUCCACAGACGACAAGUACUGGUUACGCGUCGACAGUGCCAGACCGUCGGCUUCACGCACGAUAGGCAUGACCUCAAUCUGUACCGGUAUAUUCAGAUCCGAGACCAUGCGCUUGAUCAGCACGACUUGGGCCGCAUCUUUCUGUCCGAAGAACGCGUGUGUGGGCUGCACAAUGUUGAACAGCUUAGUCACGACCGUAGCGACGCCACGGAAGUGGCCUUUGCGGCAUUGGCCCUCGACCAGAUCGUCAAACCCUUCCGGAUCGACAUAGCAACUGUGGUAGGGCGAGUACAUCUCGUCAGCCGACGGGAAGAAGACCAGAUCCACACCUUGCUCCUUCAAUAGCGCCACGUCCUUCUCAAAUGUCCGUGGAUACUUGGAAUAGUCUUCAUUUGGACCGAAUUGUGCCGGAUUCACGAAGAUGCUGGCAGCCACAAAGUCGCACGAACUGCGCGCCUGCUUUACUAACGACAUGUGACCCUCAUGGAGACCCUGCCAAAAAAAGGUAACAAUAGUAAUUAUCCAUUAGAUAAUAGGAAGAAAAUGGGUAUUAUCCAGGUGCUUAGCUGACAUACCCCCAUGGUGGGUACAAGGCCCAGUGUUGAGUUCGGGGGAAGUGCACGCCGCGCCUGGCGAAAGACAUCGACGGUCUCAAGAAUCUGCAUUUGGCCUAUACUACUGGAGGCGAAGAAGCGACUGCGGAAUGCGGAUUGGGAACGCGGGAGCAAGCGGCGAGCGGCCAACAUGGAGGGAAAUGAUGCAGUGAUCUUUAUCCACUAUCUUCUUAAAAAUGUAGUUGUGUACGAAACGUACAUUGUGUUUGAAACGUAAAUUGUGUGACGAACAUCACAGACGGAUCUUGGAACAUGAAUGCCACUUCAUCGUCCG
Messenger RNA from Phytophthora nicotianae INRA-310, 5187 nucleotides. RefSeq lists its product as hypothetical. NCBI's taxonomy places the organism in Eukaryota, Oomycota, Peronosporomycetes, Peronosporales, Peronosporaceae. Bases 288 to 3791 code for a protein of 1167 amino acids. Gene Ontology annotation, biological process: DNA replication; double-strand break repair via homologous recombination. Gene Ontology annotation, molecular function: ATP binding; four-way junction helicase activity; 3'-5' DNA helicase activity. The record is from RefSeq and is a predicted model, not a curated record. The transcript has 10 exons. Gene Ontology annotation, cellular component: nucleus; chromosome; cytoplasm.